AUGGUCACCUUCACCGACCCACGGACGCUCCAUCCCGAUCUGCCUUAUCGAUUCCAACUGCGCUCCGUGUAUCCUCUCCUUUAUGUGACAGUCCGCUAUUCUGCCUAUAGGAUCCAGGGUUUCGCCAAGGAAAUUUCCUACUUGGAUUCGCAAAAGAGUGCUGACGGUGAAUACGUAAAUGAAGUGCAGUGCAGUCCGCAGUUCGUAACCGAGGAAGGAGGCGCGAUAAAGCUAACUGUCUACUACUUGUACUGCCUACCGGACGAAAAGGGUAAUGACAGAGCCUGCAACAAUACACGGAGGAUAACCCAACAUAUGUAUCCCUCGUUUGCUCGCAAGUUUGUUGUCAUUCUUGGUGAAUCAAACAAACCGGUUUACAAACCUGGUGGGAAUAUACGCUUUCGUUUCAUUGCCCUCAAUACCCGUCAACUUUAUCCAUCUACUGAACGGCGCGAGUGGCCCGAAGUGCUACUUGUUAUGCGGACAUACAAUGAUGCCAGGGUUGUGCGGGUCACUGAAGAAGAGAGACGUAGGCGUGAGGGGUCCUUGGGAUUCGAUGUGAUCUACGUAGAAGACCCCAGUGGGAAUCGGGUGAAGGAGUGGAGGAAUGUUUCGCAGACGAUGGCAUUUAACAUGUCCUUCCCACUGCUGCCAGAUGCAUCAGAAGGCGUUUGGCGUCUCGUGGCAAGGGUUUUCUCCAGCAUUCAAACGCUGCAGGUGCGCGUGGAGAAUUACGUGCUUCCGCGAUUCCUGGCCACUAUUCAGGUUCCAAAGGAGGUGGAAAUUGACGCUGAGAGGGCAUAUUUCAAAGUCUGUGCAAAAUACACCAACCGAAAUCCCUUUCAGGGACGGUACGAUGUUCAAAUCUGCGUUGCUUUUGGAACUGAAUUGAGGCAGCGACAGAACCUAGGUACUCCGUUCAAAAACGAUGGAGGAACGAUGGGUGAAACGAAUUCGAGUAGACCUCCGGGUCAGUGUCUUUCUGUUGCUGGCAGCCUUUUCGGCACAGCUGACAAUGGAGGGUGCGUAAGCGCGAGCUUCUCCAUGAAAUCACUGAUGCAACAUGUUGAAAUGUGGGUCGAGGAAGAAUAUAAAUUGGAUUUUCUCGUCAAAAUCAGUGAAACGGAUACGGGUUCCACCGUGACACAGUUUGGUCUGGCGGAGAUUCGGCCCCCCAAACUGGAUGUAGAAAUAGACAGCACCUACCGACCAGGUUUGCCCAUUUACGGAAAUGUGCGUCUGCCGCAGAUGAAUACGCCUGCAAGGCCUGAUUCGGUGAGAGCCAAUUUGACCCUCUUUAAAUAG
Dibothriocephalus latus is the source of this 1305-nucleotide messenger RNA. The record is from the annotation of a GenBank genome assembly. Lineage: Eukaryota; Metazoa; Platyhelminthes; Cestoda; Diphyllobothriidea; Diphyllobothriidae.